Oryzias latipes (Japanese medaka) is the source of this 1646-nucleotide messenger RNA. RefSeq lists its product as uncharacterized. NCBI's taxonomy places the organism in Eukaryota, Metazoa, Chordata, Actinopteri, Beloniformes, Adrianichthyidae. The record is from RefSeq and is a predicted model, not a curated record. Gene Ontology annotation, biological process: response to bacterium.
AGAAUCCAGACAUGAUGAUUUCUAAGCUCUUUGUUUUCUUUCUGACAUGCUUGUUUGUAGGAGGAAAUGGUCUAGACAUGUAUCCAAAAAUAUUAUCUUCUGUACAGCAGAAAGGAGAUUUUCUAUCUGCCUACGUUGGUGAAACUGUUACUUUAGAAUGUUCUUAUGAAGUUAAAACUGUAAAACGGAUUUUCUGGUCCAAGCAAAGAUUACGACGCAAACCUGAACUUCUGUCAAGUUUCUAUGUGCACAGCACAGAAGUGACAUUUUUUGAUGAGUUCAAGAACAAAUCACGCUUUAGACUGGAUACAGAAAACCAAAAUCAUCACCUGAAGAUUUUGAAUUUACAAUUUUCAGACUCGGCUACCUAUAACUGCAUAAGUUCUGAUUCUUACUCACUUACAUUUUUGGAGAGCUUUAGUGUCCUUGUGAAGGACCCUUCUUCUUACGUUCUGACUUCAGUGAGUCAGUCAUCCUCUGAGAACAUCCAUGCAGGAGACUCUGUGACUCUGAACUGUACAGUACACACUGGGAGCUGUGAUGAAGAACACAGAGUUUACUGGUUCAAAGACUCUGAAGACUCUCAUCCAGGACUCAUUUACACUCAUGGAGGCAGGAAUGAUCAGUGUGAGAGAAAGAACAACACACAAACACACAGCUGUGUCUAUGAGCUGCACAUGAAGAACCUGACAGAGUCUCAUGCUGGGAUCUACUACUGUGCUGUUGUCUCAUGUGGACACAUACUGUUUGGAAAUGGGACCAAGGUGGACCUCACAGACUCUGCAGCUCCUCUGAACUCUGUGAUUCUGAACACUUUGGUUGGAUUAUUGACGGUCAUGAGCGUCCUCGUUGCUUUUCUGCUUUUUCUGCUGUGGAAAAUCCACAAAAGCAACAACUGCACCUCCACAGAGGAAAGAUCACCUGCUGCCCCCUUAAGAAGCUCAGAGGCUGAGAACAGAGACGCAGAAAGCCUCCAUUAUGCUGCUGUUAAUGUUAAGAAGUCCAACAGAUCAAGAAGACAGAAGAACGACAUAAACACAGUCUGUCUUUAUGCCAGUGUGAGACAGCAGAACUGAACCUUUAAAUCCCAGGAGAUUUGAUCACCUUUUUUGAUCCAUAGGAUGAACAAUGUAAAAUUUGACUUCUUUCUGAAUUUGAGGUCAAACACUGGAUUUUGUAAAUGAUUUUUGGAAAUAUAAAAUAUUGUAGUUUCUUUUUUAGUAGCAGGUUUUAUUUUUAAAUUAAUAAUCUACAUAUGAGUAAAGUAUCCAUGAUAGAAUGAUUUAAAUAAAAAUACCUAAAACAUUUAUAAAAUAAUGAAAUGUAUAAAAUGUUACCUGUGAUAAUUGUUGCAAAAGUGAGAAUCCCAGUGUGGAAUAAUUCUCCAACCAGCCGUAAUGACUACCGACCACAAGUCCUCACUCCAAUGAUCAUGAAGUAAUUUGAAUGGCUACUUCUUUAGCAUAUUAAGGACCAUCUUCCCACAGACUUUGACCCUCACCAGUUUGCAUAUCAUGAGAACAGAUCUAGUUAGUUUAGCAAUCCGCUACUGUAUUUUAUAACUUAUUUUAUGCUUUGUACAACUACUGGUAUGAAGCCCGUUGCGUGUAAUAUUGUGAUAUAUGAAUAAAACUGAAUUGAAUGUA